GCAAGACGGGGGCGGGGCAGCCGGCGGCGGAUUCCCAAGCCUAGACCCACCCCGCCCCAGAGACUGCGCGUGCGUGCGCCCGGGACCUCGGCUCCGCGAUGACUGCCAACUCAGUGGAGCAGCUGCGGAAAGAUGGCAACGAGCUCUUCAAAUGCGGGGACUACGAAGGCGCCUUGACGGCCUAUACCCAGGCCCUGGAUCUGGGCGCAACGCCCCAGGACCAAGCGGUUCUGCACCGGAACCGGGCCGCCUGCCACCUCAAGCUGGAGGAUUAUGACAAAGCAGAAUCUGAGGCCUCCAAAGCCAUCGACAAGGACGGAGGGGAUGUCAAAGCACUUUAUCGGAGGAGCCAAGCCCUGGAGAAGCUGGGCCGUCUUGACCAGGCAGUCCUCGACCUGCAGAGGUGUGUGAGCCUGGAGCCCAAGAACAAAGUUUUCCAGGAGGCCCUGCGGAACAUCGCAGGCCAGAUUCAGGAGAAGGUACGGUACAUGUCCUCAACGGAUGCCAAAGUGGAACAGAUGUUUCAGAUACUGCUGGACCCGCAAGAAAAAGGCACUGAGAAAAAGCAGAAGGCUUCUCAGAACCUGGUGGUGCUGGCCCGGGAGGACGCUGGAGCUGAGAAGAUCUUCCGGAGCAAUGGGGUUCAGCUCUUACAGCGCCUGCUGGACACAGGAGAGCCCGACCUGAUGCUGGCAGCUCUGCGCACCCUAGUCGGCAUCUGCUCUGAGCACCAGUCACGGACCGUGGCAACCCUGAGUGUGCUGGGAACUCGGCGGGUGGUCUCCAUCCUGGGCGUGGAAAACCAGGCCGUGUCCCUAGCUGCCUGCCACCUGCUUCAGGUUAUGUUUGAUGCCCUCAAGGAAGGUGUCAAGAAAGGCUUCCGUGGCAAAGAAGGCGCCAUCAUCGUGGAUCCGGCCCGGGAGCUGAAAGUCCUCAUCAGUAACCUCUUGGAGCUACUAACUGAGGUUGGGGUCUCCGGCCAAGGCCGUGACAAUGCCCUGACCCUCUUGAUUAAAGUGGUGCCCCGGAAGUCUCCUAAGGACCCCAACAACAGCCUCACACUCUGGGUCAUUGAUCAAGGUCUGAAAAAGAUUCUGGAGGUGGGGGGCUCUGUGCAGGACCCCCCUGGGGAGCUCACGGUGACGGCAAACAGCCGCAUGAGCGCCUCCAUUCUCCUCAGCAAGCUCUUCGAUGACCUGAGGUGUGAUGCCGAGAGGGAGAAUUUCCAUCGACUCUGUGAAAACUACAUCAAGAGCUGGUUUGAGGGCCAAGGGCUGGCCGGGAAGCUGCGGGCCAUCCAGACGGUGUCCUGCCUCCUGCAGGGCCCAUGUGACGCCGGCAACCGGGCCCUGGAGCUGAAUGGUGUCAUGGAGAGUGUGAUCGCUCUGUGUGCCUCGGAGCAGGAGGAAGAGCAGCUGGUGGCCGUGGAGGCCCUGAUCCACGCGGCCGGCAAGGCCAAGCGGGCUUCGUUCAUCACGGCCAACGGCGUCUCGCUGCUGAAGGACCUAUACAAGCGCAGCGAGAAGGACCGCAUCCGCAUCCGGGCACUGGUGGGACUCUGCAAGCUCGGUUCGGCCGGAGGGACCGACUUUAGCAUGAAACAGUUUGCAGAAGGCUCCACUCUCAAACUGGCCAAACAGUGUCGAAAGUGGCUGUGCAAUGACCAGAUGGACGCAGGCACUCGGCGCUGGGCAGUGGAGGGCCUGGCCUACCUCACCUUUGAUGCCGAUGUGAAGGAAGAGUUUGUGGAGGAUGAGGCCGCCCUGAAGGCUCUGUUCCAGCUCAGCAAGUCGGAGGAGAGGUCGGUGCUCUUUGCAGUGGCCUCGGCGCUGGUGAACUGCACCAACAGCUAUGACUACGAGGAACCCGACCCCAAGAUGGUGGAGCUGGCCAAGUAUGCCAAGCAGCACGUGCCUGAGCAGCACCCCAAGGACAAACCGAGUUUCACGCGGGCCCGGGUGAAGAAGCUGCUGGCGGCCGGCGUGGUGUCAGCCAUGACCUGCAUGGUGAAGACCGAGAGCCCCGUGCUGACCAGUUCCUGCAGGGAGCUGCUCUCCAGGGUUUUCCUGGCUCUGGUGGAAGAGGUGGAGGACCGUGGCACUGUGGUUGCUCAGGGAGGGGGCAAGGCUCUGAUCCCGCUGGCCCUGGAAGGCACUGACGUGGGGCAGACAAAGGCCGCCCAGGCUCUCGCCAAGCUUACCAUCACCUCCAACCCAGAGAUGACCUUUCCUGGCGAGCGGAUCUACGAAGUGGUCCGGCCCCUCGUCUCCCUGUUGCACCUCAACUGCUCUGGGCUGCAGAACUUCGAGGCGCUCAUGGCUCUAACGAACCUGGCAGGGAUCAGCGAGAGGCUUCGGCAGAAGAUCCUGAAGGAGAAAGCCGUGCCCAUGAUCGAGGGCUACAUGUUUGAGGAGCAUGAGAUGAUCCGCCGGGCAGCCACGGAGUGCAUGUGUAACUUGGCUAUGAGCAAGGAGGUGCAGGACCUCUUUGAAGCCACAGGCAAUGACCGGCUGAAGCUGCUGGUUCUCUACAGUGGGGAGGAUGACGAGCUGCUACGGCGGGCGGCUGCUGGGGGCCUGGCUAUGCUCACCUCCAUGCGGCCCUCACUCUGCAGCCGCAUCCCCCAAGUGACGACACACUGGCUGGAGAUCCUACAGGCCCUGCUUCUGAGCCCCAACCAGGAGCUGCAGCACCGGGGCGCCGUGGUGGUGUUGAACAUGGUGGAGGCCUCGCGAGAGAUGGCCAGCACCCUGAUGGAGAGCGAGGUGCUGGAGAUCCUGUCAGUGUUGGCUAAGGGCAAGGAGGGCCCCGUGGCCAGGGCUGCCGCAGCUUCCCUAGGGAAAGCAGUGGAAUAUGGGCUUAUCAAACCGAGCCAGGACGGAGAGUGAGAACCUGCCGUACGCACACGCUAUCUGUUGCAGCCCAGGAAGCAAGGACAGAUGUGGCUUUGGCUCAUGGGGGCUGGGAUGUGGAACCUCUGGUCUUUUCUCCCCAGCCGCCCUCUGCUGUCCUCUGUUCUGUGUCAGGGACCACGUUCACAGCCCUGCCCUGCCAGCACUGCCUCCAGCCUCACACAGCGGGGCCCUUUUCCUGUGCUACUGUAGACAGCUGGGCAUGGGGAAGGUGCUAACUCAGCCCACAGGUUCCCAGCCUUGGGAAAGACACAGCAAGCAGCCUCACCAGCCGUGAGCACACCCGAGCCUGCUAACAGGACCAUUCCGAUUCUUGAAUAAAAGUGUGUGGAACUCAA
Messenger RNA from Phacochoerus africanus (Common warthog), 3250 nucleotides. It is a transcript of the gene UNC45A, whose product is annotated as unc-45 myosin chaperone A. The transcript has 20 exons. NCBI's taxonomy places the organism in Eukaryota, Metazoa, Chordata, Mammalia, Artiodactyla, Suidae. The record is from RefSeq and is a predicted model, not a curated record. Bases 99 to 2888 code for a protein of 929 amino acids. Gene Ontology annotation, molecular function: Hsp90 protein binding.